AUUGUGAGUGUAGCUUUGUGGAAGAAGUGCGAGAUUUUGAUGGGACUACCAAUUUACAAAAUUUUGUUGGCCAGCCAGUUUUAUCCGUACUCUUUUUUUCCAAAAUAACGCCAAAAAACUGUGAAAUUAUGUCCAAAGUCACUGUGCAGGACAUUGAAGCUGUGGACGACUAUUGGGGGCCAACAUUCCGCUCUAUUUUGGAAGGCAAUAAUACUGAGUCCCUAUCGGAGCAGCUGGAGCAGCGUAUUCGCAGCCAUGAUAAGGACAUCGAACGCAUAUGCAAUCUAUAUUACCAAGGCUUCAUAGACUCCAUACAGGAACUGCUGCAAGUGCGCACACAAGCUAAGCAAUUACAUGACGAGGUACACACAUUGGAUCGCUCAUUGCAGCAAAUGAGUGCAUCGGUGUUGCAGCAAGGACAAGAUUUGGUGCGCGCUCGCCAAAUCGAAUCAAACUUAGCCAGCGCUAUUGAUGCGCUCCAAGCAUGUCUGCCGGCACUUGAGUGCUACAUCAAAUUUACCCAACAAGCAAAUAACAAACAAUAUUACCAGUCAUUGCGCACAUUGGAAACGUUGGAAUCGCAGCAUCUUGUUGGACUAAGCAACUAUCGCUUUGCCACUCAAAUACGCCAAGCCAUUCCAGUAAUCAAAGAGAAUAUUAGGCGUUCUGCCGAAGCAGACUUUCGCGAAUUUUUGGAAAAUAUACGUAAAUUUUCGCCCAAAAUCGGUGAAGUAGCUAUAACGCAUACAAAAAAACUGCAAAAGCGUGAUAUAAAUGCUAUCAUUGAGGAACACAAGAAGUUGCUGCAGCAUGACAAUCGCGAAGAGGAGAACGAUUUAAGUGCACAGGAUCUUAUAGAUUUCUCGCCAAUAUACCGUUGCUUGCAUAUUUAUAUGGUAUUAGGGCAGCGUGAAUACUUUGAAAAGGACUAUCGCCAACAGCGACGCGAUCAGUCAAAACUGGUUUUGCAACCACCGCCAGGCAUGCACGACAACUUGGAGGCAUACAAAACUUAUAUCUGUGCUAUUGUUGGCUUUUUCAUUGUGGAAGACCAUGUGAAGAAUACGGCUGGUGAUGUGGUCACAACUUCGUACUUGGAGGACUUGUGGUCCACUUCCUUAACGAAAUUCGUAAAUGAGAUUAGCAUGGCAUCGUCAUCCUGCACCGAUCCUAACAUACUUCUGCGCAUAAAAAACCUUAUAAUGCUGUCAAUAAACACUUUCAAGUGCUAUGGCUACACGGUGAACAUGCUAUUCGAGUGCUUGCACAAUAUGCGCGAUCACUACAAUGAGGUACUUCUGCAACGCUGGGUACAUGUUUUCCGUGACAUUCUGGACAAGGAGCAAUUCCAGCCCAUGAUCGUUGAAAGUCAAGAGGAGUAUGAGGCCAUCAUUGAACGCUUUCCAUUCCAUUCAGAGCAGCUCGAAAAUGCGCCUUUUCCCAAGAAGUUUCCCUUCUCACGCAUGGUACCCGAGGUCUACCAUCAGGCUAAAGAAUUCAUGUACGCUUGCAUGAAAUUUGCCGAAGAGCUAACACUAUCGCCCAAUGAAGUGGCUGCAAUGGUACGUAAAGCAGCCAAUUUGUUGCUGACACGCAGCUUUAGUGGUUGUCUUUCCAUGGUGUUUCGCAAUCCAAGCGUUGCGCUGCCACAACUUAUACAAAUUAUCAUCGAUACACAAUACUUGGAAAAGGCUGGUCCAUUUUUAGAUGAGUUCGUUUGCCACAUGACAAACACGGUAAGCAAUAUAUCGCAAACACCCUCGGCUAUGUUUCAUGUGGCACGUCAAGAGGCUGAGAAACAAGUUGGUGUGCGCAUAUGCUCCAAAAUGGAUGAAUUCUUCGACUUGGCAGCCUACGAUUGGCUGCUCAUUGAACCACCAGGCAUCGCUUCCGCUUACAUCACCGAUAUGAUAUCCUAUUUGAAGAGUACAUUUGAUAGUUUUGCUUUUAAGUUACCGGGCAUUGCGCAAACAGCUUGUCGGCGUACUUGUGAACACAUUGCAAACAAAAUCUAUGAUAUACUCUACGAUGAAGAAGUGAAGCAAAUUUCAACUGGCGCAUUGCAGCAAAUCAAUUUGGAUCUGUUGCAAUGCGAGUUCUUUGCUGCCUCUGAGCCCGUGCCUGGUUUGCGGGAAGGCGAACUUUCCAAAUUUUUUCUCAAAAACCGACAAUUGCUUGACUUGCUCAUAAUGGAGGAAUGGAGUACGUAUUUGCAUGAUUAUGGCAAGCAAGAAAAUCGUUACCACUUGGUCCAUCCCCAAUCGAUUAUUACCAUUUUGGAAAAGAUACGCGAGGCAGAUAAGAAAACAAUGUUCUCAGUGUUACGUAAAAAUGACAAAAAGAAGCUGUUGGACACUGUGCUGAAGCAGUUGAAGCAUCUAACUGAGCGGCAAACUUAGAUGGGAAGUGCCUUUUAUGGUGGGAAAAAUUUUAUAGUAAUAAGCGCAAUAGAUAACAUAAAAUAAAAAAAUUAUAAUAUUGGCCUGAA
Rhagoletis pomonella (apple maggot) is the source of this 2488-nucleotide messenger RNA. Its product is annotated as exocyst complex component 6-like. Gene Ontology annotation, cellular component: exocyst; membrane. Gene Ontology annotation, biological process: intracellular protein transport; Golgi to plasma membrane transport; exocytosis. Lineage: Eukaryota; Metazoa; Arthropoda; Insecta; Diptera; Tephritidae. The record is from RefSeq and is a predicted model, not a curated record. The coding region runs from base 129 to 2399 and encodes 756 amino acids. The transcript is spliced from 3 exons.